This is a messenger RNA of Auanema sp. JU1783, 912 nucleotides long. The record is from the annotation of a GenBank genome assembly. NCBI's taxonomy places the organism in Eukaryota, Metazoa, Nematoda, Chromadorea, Rhabditida, Rhabditidae.
AUGCUAAAUGGUCUUGCAGUUGUUUUGAAAUUGGUAACAGCUGAUUACUGUCCGAACUAUGUGAGUUCGCGAAUACAAGAAUGCGUAGCUCCGGUAGCUGAUUAUGCGAAAAUUAUAAAUCGAAAUGAAGGAAGACGUUCAGGUACAGAUGAGAUUGCAGCCCCAUUCUCUUUACCUAACAUGGGUGGAACUGUGUUCAAUGACUUAUGCAAAUUAAUCGCCAAAUUCAAUGAAUGUGUGCGAGAGCAGCGAAUCAAAUGUCCACGACAUGUCACAAUAUCUUUAAUUGACAGCUCUUAUGGAUAUUUAUGUAAUGAAGGAUAUAACACAUUCAUGGAGUCCGCCGAUUGUCUCAUGGAUCUUGACCGUCGACCGAAAGUCAAAAUGUGUCACGACGAGACGUUGAGGGAGAUUGAAACAGCCAAUAGUCAGGUAGAUAUAGCUAUUGAUGCGAAGAUGGACAGGAUGUGUGGGGCAUUGAACUUCUUCUCAGGAUGUGUUCGACCUCAUAUCAGAGAACGAUGUGGUAAAUCAGCAUGGCAGGUCAUAUUCAGAGUUCUCAAAGAUACGACAAACACACUAAUGCCUGCAUGUCAGUUUACUGGAACAUCACCUAAACUGCAACUGCUCAACAAAGUACAAGAGGAGACGUCUCCUGCACAAGAAGUAUCAAAUGAUAUAUCAAGUGAUGAUGCUAAAGCUCUUUCAUCUAUUUCUUCACCCAAAUCGUCUUCCACAUCAACUAAUUUGCCUUCAACAUCAACUACUCCAACAAUAAACUCUAGUGAAUCUACUAAAAAAACUAUGAGGAAAAACAUUAUGAAUUCAGAACUCAAACAAUCUAAUACUAAUAGCUUCAGAACUCUUUAUUCUGUCUUUUUUGUUAUUUCCAUAACUUAUUUCAUUGUAUAA